AUUUAAUCUAAGACAGUUAUUUCAGGCUUUGUCUCUCUUUCUAUUAAAAGUAUUUUCCGGGCUUUAAUAGCCUAUAAGCUGCCUGAUUUUUGGGGAUGCCGCUUGGGCCGUCCGGUUCUCCAUCUCCCCGUGUCCUCCACCUCUAGAGGUGCGCGAGCCUGGACCGGAGGAGGAGAGCGACGGGGCGGGGGGCGCGAGGCGGAGCGGCGCUCUGCAGUACAGUCUCCUCCGAGCAUCACUCCGCAUUCAGCGCUCCUUGAUGCUCUCACGUCCGACGCCAACGACUGUGGUAUCGAUAUGACGAGAGUAGGAAACGUGACGACCAUGGCGAUCAUCUAGCCGUAGCGUGUGGGAUUAUUGCGUUGCCUUUCGUUCUUCUGAAGGAGCUCUUUGUUUUAAGCCUCGGAGCCCCCCAGUAACGAGAUUUUUUUAAUGGAAAAAUGGCGACAGGCAAACAGUCUUCUAGCUUGGUCGUCUGCCUGGUCUCCAUCCAGAUGAUCUUCUUGAUUCUGCUGGCGUCCCGGCCUGGAUCCGAGGCGCUCACCUUCCCUCAGCAAUACACGAUCAUGCACUGGGGAAGGAGGAUUGAGCAGGAGAUUGACAGAGUGUUCCAGCACAUCACUGGAGCCCAGCAGCUGAAAGGGAUAUAUAAUGAAAAGAGACGACAAUUUAGCUUGGUGAAGAAUCAACCCCGCGAGAUUGUAGAGAAGGUGGCGUCUGACAUAGAAAAGCUUCUGGCUAAGAAGCGCAAAGCUCUGGAUCGGUUAGCUAGCGAGGCCGAGCGCCUCCAGAGAGAACAUCUCUGGCAGGAUGGUAUCAAGGAGUUGGACAUGGCUUAUUAUGAUUCAAAGGCAGAGCUGGACUACUACUCAAUGGAUGGCGAUGGGGACAUGGAAAACCCGUCCCAUAUCAAGCUGGAAUUUGUCUACGAUCCAAACUUCAAAAACAACGUCAACUACUCCUACACUGCAGUUCAGAUCCCUACAGACAUCUACAAAGGAGCCCCUGUCAUCCUGAACGAGCUGAACUGGACACAGGCCCUGGAGAAGGUGUUCAUGGAGAACAGCCGGGAGGACCCCUCGCUGCUCUGGCAGGCCUUUGGCAGCGCUACGGGGGUCACCCGCUACUACCCCGCCACACCCUGGAGAGCUCCUGAUAAGAUCGACCUCUACGAUGUCAGGCGCCGGCCCUGGUACAUUCAGGGGGCAUCAUCACCAAAAGACAUGGUUAUUCUGGUCGAUGUGAGCGGAAGUGUGAGCGGCCUGACUCUGAAGCUCAUCAAGGCCUCGGUGAUGGAGAUGCUAGACACGCUGUCUGACGACGACUACGUCAACGUGGCAAGGUUCAACGAGAAGGCAGAGGCUGUGGUCCCCUGCUUCAAACAUCUGGUCCAGGCCAACAUACGCAACAAGAAGAUCUUCAAGGAUGCGGUGCAGCAAAUGCAAGCCAAAGGCACGACUGAUUACAAGUCAGGCUUUCAUUUUGCCUUCAACCAGCUGUUGAAUAAGACAAACGUCCCUCGAGCAAACUGCAAUAAAAUCAUAAUGUUAUUUACGGACGGCGGGGAGGACAGAGCGCAGGAUAUCUUCGUGCAGUACAACUGGCCUAAUAAAACCGUUAGAGUAUUUACCUUCUCUGUCGGUCAACACAACUAUGAUGUCACGCCCCUGCAGUGGAUAGCAUGCACAAAUAAAGGUUACUAUUUUGAGAUCCGCUCCAUCUGCGCCAUAAGGAUUAACACCCAGGAGUACCUGGACGUGCUGGGUCGCCCCAUGGUGCUGGCCGGGGGUAUCGCCAAGCAGGUGCAGUGGACCAACGUCUACCAGGACGCCCUGGGUCUCGGCAUGGUGGUGACCGGUACUCUGCCUGUCUUCAAUCUCACUAUGGAUGGAAACUCACAGAACCAGUUAAUCCUUGGGGUUAUGGGAGUCGAUGUACACCUUGAUGAGAUCAAGAGACUUACUCCACGAUAUAAUCUUGGUGCCAAUGGAUACAUAUUUGCCAUUGAUCCAAAUGGAUAUCUUCUACUACACCCUAAUCUUCAGCCAAAGCUCGAUGACCUCCCAGAGCCGGUGACUCUGGACUUCCUCGACGCAGAGGUGGAAGACCCCAACAAAGAGGAGAUACGUAGACAGAUGAUUGACGGCAGGCCGGGGGAAAUGCAGAUUAAAACGCUUGUGAAGUCGAUUGAUGAGCAAUACAUUGAUGAUGCUUACAGGGGGUACACCUGGACACCCAUAAACGGCACAGACUACAGCCUGGGCCUGGUAUUACCCCCCUACAAUGAGUACUACAUCCAGGCAGACCUGAGUGACGUGAUGCUCCAGCUCCAGUAUCUGCAGUCUUUGUUGCCCAGCUCAUUUGAAUCAUCAGGACAUGUGUUUCUGGCUCCAAGGGAAUACUGCAAGCGUCUUCAACUUUCCGACAACAAUACACAGUUCCUGGAGAACUUUCUCUCUCUCAUGAUGGACAUCACACUAGAAUCUGAGGACUGUGACCAAGGCAUCAUCCACAACCUCAUUCUGGAUUCUGGCAUCAUUGGACAGCUGGCCUCCAGAGUGUGGAAGAACAAAGAUAUACAUUCGUAUGGCUUCCUGGCGGUAUUUGCCUCCACAGAUGGUGGCGUGACCAGGGUGUUCCCCAACAUGGCUGCUGAGUCCUGGCAGGAGGAUCCAGAGCCCUUCAACUCCAACUACUACAGACGCAGCCUGGACAACAAGGGCUACAUGUUCAGAGCUCCUCAGAGAUCCUCCAUGGAUGACAUCGGGGCAGAGAAUGGCACCAUCGGAAUCCUACUCAGCUCUGCUGUGGAGGUCAAUCUAGGUGGCAAGCUUCUCAAACCUGCAGUGGUCGGGGUGAAACUCGACCUGGAAGCAUGGGUGGACAAGUUCAAGAUCCUGGCCAGCAAUGUGUCGGAGAGCCGCCAGGGGUCACAAAAGUGCGGGCCUUCCAGAAGCUGUGAGAUGGACUGCGAAGUGAACACGGACGACCUGCUCUGUUAUCUGAUCGAUGAUGGGGGAUUCCUUGUCAUGUCCAAUCAGAGGGACCACUGGAAGAAGGUGGGCCUUUUCUUCGGAGACGUCGACCCCUACCUGAUGCACGCGCUCUACAACAACUCCAUCUACGCCCGCGUGCAGUCCUUCCAGUUCCAGUCGGCCUGUGAGCCAAUCAGCAGCAGCCACACGGGUGCUGCUGCAAGAGGCAUCUUUGUGCCCUCCAUUGCGGACAUGCUGAGUUUAGCAUGGUGGUCUUCAGCCGUGGCCUGGUCUGUGCUCCAGCAGUUGCUGUAUGGAUUGACCUACAACAGCUGGUUCCUCACAGACGACUCUGUGGUGGAGGGCUUCGAGACUAAGGACAGUAGCUGUGUGACCAUCCAAAGCCAGUUCUAUUUCACUAACACCACCAACUCCUACAACAUCCUGCAGGACUGUGGGAACUGCUCCAGGCUGUUCCACGCCAAGAGGAUAGAGAACACCAACCUGCUUUUUGUGGUGGCAGAGACGCUGCCCUGCAGCUCCUGUGAGAUCGAGAGGCUGACCCAGGUCCAGACGGAGUUCCGCGAGGAGAACCCAUGUGAAGUCCUGAGAGACGCCAGGUAUCGCAAAGGUCCACCGAGCUGCUUCGACUACAGUGCCUGGGAGAACACGUCUGAGUGUGGUCACGGUCUCUCCCUGCAGUCAUCUCUCGGAAUCAUUCUCCUCCUUCAGUUUACUCAGAAAAGUAUCAUUGAUUUCUUCUGAUUUGUUUGAUUACUUCGGAUACUAUUGAUUUCUUCAGAUUUGAUCCUGAGGUCUGUUGUCCUCGAGAACUUUGACCAAUUCCCGUCUGCGUCAUGUUUACCUGUUUUUACUCCAGCUCUGCUAGAAUCUUACAGGGUCAUACUGUGUAUGACGCCGAACCAAGCCACGCCUCAGCUCUGUUUCCAAUGAACACCAAGAUACAUUCCUCUGAUGAAUGGAUUUCACAUUUAUCAGAAUGGUUUUAGUCCAUGUCUUUUAAUUGCUUCCACUUAUAUUUGGUAUCUUCUAGAAGUGCUUCCAUGUGUUAAAUAAGCAGGCUUUAAGGAAUGAUGUGAAUGAGAGCGAAAUAUAAAGAUAUUGUGCUCAUUAUUUUUGUGACAUGCAGAUCUACAUGUUGAAUUGAUUGCCUAAAACAAUAUGAUACAAAACUUUGCAUGUAGUCGCUUUUAAACAGUGCAAUAACGCUAUUCUUAUCCAGAUGUUUUAAUUGUUGUGAUACCUUGGUGAACAUCAAUUAAUGAUUUAUUUAUUAAUUUACAGUGUUAUUAAUUUGAUAGGAAAAAAAAAGAUCAGCCCAUAUAUAUGUGGCCAGAUUUUCUCUAAUUGUAUUCCAUAACCCUAACCCUAUACCUUCCCUAUACCUUCCCUAACCAUGUACAUGUAUACACUAGCCCUAACAUGUAUACCCUAAACAUGUAUACCCUCACCCUAACAUGUAUACCCUUACCCUGACAGGUAUACCAUAACCCUGACAUGUAUACCCUAAACAUGUAUACCCUAUACCUUGCCUAACUCUGUACAUGUGUACCGUAACAUCGUACAUGUAUACCCUAACCCCGUACAUGUAUACCCCAUCACUAAACAUCUAUACCCUAACCCUAUACAUGUAUACCCUAAACCUCACACUAUUCCUAUACAUGUAUGCCCUAACCUUAUACAUGUAUACCCUAACUCUAUACAUGUAAACCCUAACCCUAUACAUGUAUACCCUAACUCUAUACAUGUAAACCCUAACCCUAUACAUGUAUACCUUAACUCUAUACAUGUAAACCCUAACCCUAUACAUGUAUACCUUAACUCUAUACUUGUAAACCCUAACCCUAUACAUGUAUACCCUAACUCUAUACAUGUAAACCCUAACCCUAUACAUGUAUACCCUAACUCUAUACAUGUAAACCCUAACCCUAUACAUGUAUACCCUAACUCUAUACAUGUAAACCCUAACCCUAUACAUGUAUACCCUAACUCUAUACAUGUAAACCCUAACCCUAUACAUGUAUACCCUAACUCUAUACAUGUAAACCCUAACCCUAUACAUGUAUACCCUAACUCUAUACAUGUAAACCCUAACCCUAUACAUGUAUACCCUAACUUUAUACAUGUAAUCUGAUGAGCUGCAUAUUGAUGGUACCGCUUUAGUCUCUUUUAUCUUGACACUAUUUGUCAAAAUGGAAGUUAUGCACUUGUACGCUUUUUUAUUUGGAAUGUAGCUUAUGACCAGCUUUUGGUGUCAUCUUGUGAUAUAUCUUGACUCUUUUGUGAUAUUAUAGCUAUUGCACAGGGAUAGAACAUCUAUCUACAUGCAUACAUUUUAAUGUACAUACAUUAACAAUGACCAUUGUUAUGUACAUUUGAAUGAGUUCGGUCAAACCUCAUUGGCUAGUGUACAUUUUUUGGCUUGAUUAAUAUGAAAUUUCCCUAUAAUAAUUAAGAAACAGCAAAUAAAAAGCGAUAACAAACAACUGCAGAGCAACAUAAGUUUAGACACAAAUAGACAACGACUUUGUCACCACCUUUGACAGGCAGUGGUAUCCCAGAUGUGGUAACUGAUAGCACCAGAAGACCACUAACAAAGCCCCAUAAACCAAACUGGCUCAUUUAGAUGUAUGUGUGGUAAACAGUGAAACUUUUAUUUUUAUCUUUUUUUGCAUUCAUUUUAUUCACAGUUUCGUCUUUUUGUUUUACAAUUUGCAGAACUAUAAUGUUGAGAUUUUUCGUCAGCCUGGUGUUUCACCCAGUAGUGCCUUCGUUGCACAACUAUCAAAUGGCAUCCACUCUCUGAUGUGGGAUGUGGUCAGUAACCCUGCAUGGGGCUGUACCACGGCCGGGGCCUCUACCAGGAGCCGUUACCCAGGGCUCUGCACCCUGGCGGGGUAUGCACAAUGCCGUGGUAUGUACCAGGCCGUGGUACAGCGCAUAUGGUUUCCCACAUUACAGAGGAAUAAGAGGAAACUUGUACAGGAGUACAUUUACAACAAGUACAACAUUUAGAAAAUGGCAGCGUUGGAAUAACCGUUCAUAACUGCUCUCUCCUCUCUUUAACAUGCUUCCGUCUUCUCUUUUGAUAAAACAAAGUCGAAAAUGUCUUCAGACUUUUUUGGAGCUAGAGAACGUCUUUUCUCUGUACACUGGUUCAGCCAUGACUCAAAGCACACACACUGUCCCCCUUCGUACGUUUGUAAUUCAUCCCACUGCCACACACACUUGUAUAUUCUUAUAUUGUUGAAGCCUGUUUGAAAAGUGUAUUUCCCAUACAAUGGACUGGAUUGAGUGAAUGUGUAUGUAGCUGCUCAACUCAAGCAUGAAGGGAUGUGAGAUCUGCUUUCAGAUCAGUCUUUAAAGCACAAUGCUAUUUGGAGUCUGUGAAGCAUUGUUUAAAAAAUGAAGCAUCUCAUGUCAUUUGCAGGCUUUACUUGACGUGAUAAUGCAUUUACAGAACAUCACAGUACAUUGUAUUAAGGAAUUUUGUGAAAUUCCAUAGCCUACAAUGUAUUGAUAUUGUUGAGGUCAGUGUUGUAUUUUGCUUUGUAGUACUUUACCUGCAUGAUACCUUGGGAACUUUUAAGAUUUAUGUAUCAUUUGACAGCUAUUUUACAUGUCACAUUUAGCUCUUUAGUAUUGCAGAGACAUCGAGUCAUGCCCAUUAAGGAUAUUUUGAUUGAUGUUAGGAUUUAGAGGGAUGUACUGUAACAAAAGAGUAACUUUGAAAGUUUGACUUCAGUGAAGCCCAAUUUACAGUAUUUAUAAAGCUUUUUAGCUUUGUUCAGCAAGUAAAAGCACAUAAUGGUGGUCUAGAAUUGAGAGCAACCUACUGCCGAACAACUCGUUUAUUUAGAAUAGGACUUCCCUCCAGGUGGCACAACAUUGAAUAUGAUUAAUGGCUAUUAUGCUGAUUAUUAUUGGUAUUAUGAUUAUAUAUGUAUUUAUUUUUUCCAAUUCCAAGGCUUGAAAUGUGAAGGGUAAUUGUCAGAAGUUUGAAGAAGAGCAAGAUGAAAAUCGAUGACCUUUGUUGUCAAAGUAUUCAGUUGGUGUCUCCUUUCAAUUAGUAUAGGUGUAUACUAAUUGAAAAGAAUAUAUUAACUAUUUUAUGAUUGGAAUGUUUAUAAAGUUUGCUGGUGUCACUGAGCAGUUUAAAUUAAAACUGAUCAUGCCAUUCAAUUUACUAGGAAAGUUUGUUUUACUGUAACUUUGCUUUUGACAAUAUCGUAGGAACUUACUCUAUUUGUGCCAGUUUCUAACGUCAACUCAUUUUGUACAAACUAUACAAAGCAGCCUGCGGCAAGCUUUGUUACGUUUUGUCAGCCAACCGUUAACUGUUUUUAUCGGGUAUUGGUGAAUAAAUGCAAUAUUUUUCACUUCA
Messenger RNA from Gadus macrocephalus (Pacific cod), 7380 nucleotides. Its product is annotated as voltage-dependent calcium channel subunit alpha-2/delta-2-like. The transcript is spliced from 38 exons. Lineage: Eukaryota; Metazoa; Chordata; Actinopteri; Gadiformes; Gadidae. Gene Ontology annotation, cellular component: voltage-gated calcium channel complex. The coding region runs from base 441 to 3740 and encodes 1099 amino acids. Gene Ontology annotation, molecular function: voltage-gated calcium channel activity. The record is from RefSeq and is a predicted model, not a curated record.